CACCAAGUGUUCAACAAAACAUGGAUACUACUUCAACACAGACGGAUACUAGAUUGAGCGAUAUGAGCUAACUACUAGUUAUGUGAUGUCUGGAUACUAGUUCUCAUGUAUACAUGAAUGUUAUUUCAUCAUAGCGUGGUUACUAGUUCAUGUAUAUUAACCGAUAUCAAAAUACUACCAAGUGUACUAAUCGAUAUGAGUUAGCAAACCUUGAACACUAGUUGGUUUGAAUGUGGAUAUUAGUUCGUAAUUGAUUGGGUGGAUAUUAAUUAUAUGAUGCAUGAAUACUCUAUUGUGUUGUUUGAAUAUUAGUUAUUGAAUUUGGAACAAUAGUUGAUUUCAUGGUGGAUAUAAGUUAGCAAACCUUGAAUACUAGUUGGUUUAAUUGUGGAUAUUAGUUGGUAAUUGAUUGGUUGAAUACUAAUUUUGUGAGUUGGAUAUUAGUUUUGUGAUGUUUGGGUACUAGUAUGUGCUCUCAUGUAUACUUUAGUACUACUUCAUACAAGCAACAGGAUUGGAUACUAGUUUGUGCAUUUUUUAUAUCAAUUUUUUCGACUGGAUACGAAUUCUCUCGGUUGGCUUGGCUCGCAACCGAAAAGCCACCAAAAUCCACUUAAAUGAACCCUUUCUUGAGCCACUCAGCCUCAACCUUUGGAUCUUGACUUUGCUCAUGUGGCCUCCCAUCUUAUCCUAUGAGUAUAUACUCACUAAAAGGCUUGUGAAGUUGUGAGCAUCAUAGCUAUGUUAGCUUUAGGCUAGGUUUUAAUUUUUAAUUGGAUUGUGAUUUGUGAUAAAACAACAAUAAAAAUUAAAUUAAAUGAGGCCACUCAAGUAAUUUUUCAGUUCAUUUAACGACUUAUUUACAGAUAAUUAGAUCGAGGGGGUAUACAUGUGACAUUUUAAUAUUUGAAGGACAUGUUUGUACAAAAAUUUAGUAGAGAGGUACGUUUGUUAAUUUGUAAUAGUAGAGGGGUACAAAAUGUUAUUACUUUUUAAAAUAUAUUAUCUCCAAAUUUGAUAAUAUGGCAAUAAAGGUGAGUUUAGUAGUAUAGGGUUUUAUGUUCUCUCGAAUCGUGAUCUAGGGCUCGAUUUUUGGAUCUUGUAUGAUAUCAAGGGCAUUGCCCAAUAAAAGUGGAUUGUGCGGUUCACUCACGUCUCUAUAGAGGCAAACUUUCUGGCUGAGUGUUUAUCUCACAAUGGGCACUUUUUGACGGCUCAAGAUAGGGUACAUAAUCAUGGGUUAUGCAGCCAUCAAUAACUAAAUCUUGACCCUUCAUUUAAAAAAUCCAGAUCUAAGGAUGGAGAAUUAAAGGUCAUUUUUAUUUUCCCUAGCUUUCUUAAUCAGCUCAUAUUUUCUUCGUUUUAACUCGGAUUUUAAUUAUUAUUUUUUUGCACAGAUGGAACGAGUUCGUUGUGCUCUACAAAAUGAUAUUUAUUUUCAAUAUUUUUUGAGAAAAAAAAUUAUUGCCUCUCGGUACCAACUGCAUACCAUAUAGUAUCUUCUUCGUUUUUAAUUCGUUUUUGAAAACGCUUGCACAGAAGGAACGAGUUCAUCAUGAUCUAUUGGAUCUACAAAUUUCUGGGUGAACAAAUUAUAGCACCAAAAAAUACCACACAAUACCACCCUGGUACGGGGUGGUAUCUUGUGGUAAACAAUGUUAAAAGUCGUAAAUGACAGUUAAUAUACUUCUACUAUCAUGUAUUCAACCAUCCUGUAGUCUUGAUUUGUUCAUACCACCAUGGUACGUUUUUCAAACCAUAGGUAUGCUCUUAUUUCAAUACCAGUCUAUACCAUAUGGUAUAGACUGGUAAAAAAUGGCUCAAUUUUUUGGUUCAAAAAAUAUAUCAAAGUUGAUAUCAUUUUGAAGAGCACAAUUAAUCUGUUCUAACUGUGCAGAAAAAAUUAAAUUUCGACUUAAACCGACUGAGAAAUCGUCCGUCAAAGAUUAAAGAGGGGGAAAUUAAAGGGAUUUUUCCAAUAAUAGCACCAUUUAAAAAAAAUUACAAAAAUAGCACCCAGUCGAAAAAAUUUACACUAAUAGCACCCUUUUUUAUGGACUGCACCUUAGAGGUGCGUUUUAUAUAUAUAAUGCAUCCUCAGGGAGCGAUUUAUACAUAAACCGCACCUCUAAGGUGCGUUUUGCGCCAGGAACCGCACCUCCAUGGAGCGGUCUGCAUUGGGUGGGCAGCGGCCUUGCAAACCGCAGGAUUGGGUGGCGAUCCAGCGGGCAGGAGCAAUGCCACGUCAGCGAUCCGCACCGUGGAUCGCAAAACGCAGCGAGGAGGAGCGGUUUUGGAGCGUGGAUCGUGGAGCGCAUUGGGAGGGAGCGGCCAGCGCCUCGGGACGCAGAGACCGCAUCGGGUGGGAGUGGUUUCUGCUCUGGCAAAAUUACCAGACCGCCCCUGAAGGGUGCGGUCUAAAAUAGUAUAAAUACCCCCCCCCCUCUCAUUUUUUCACACCACAACCAUUCUCCACUCUCUCUCUCUAGAAUUAUCUCUCUAAACCCUCCCCUCCCAAAAUCCUAGGAAAUAGUGGUCUGUUGGUUGCGGCUAAGUCCGAUCUGCCAACAGAAAACAUUUCUUAGGUUUUUUUCUCAAAACCCGCCGAGCCGAAUCUCUGUCCGAAUUUCCCGAAAAAAUGGCCGAUUGAUGGCAAGGAGAGGGAGUUUAUGUUGAUGAAUUUCAAGCGGUACGUACUCAUUAUUCUGGUUUAAUUUUAGUUGUUAUUAUAAGCUUUUUAAUUAAUCUAUGUACUAACCUCGUUGUUAUUUUAUCGUAGGUUGGGGAGAACGUGGAUAUAUACAACCAACGGUAUUAUCUCGAGCAAGGACCGUUGGAUCCAAACAUCCCUUGGCCGAUGGUUGGGUUGGUCGUACAAGUCGGUUGGAUCCAACGGUCCUUGCUCGAGAUAAUACCGUUGGUUGUAUAUAUCAAUGUCGUCCCCAACCUACGAGAAAAUAACGAGGUUAGUACAUAGAUUAAUUACAAUGCUUAUAAGAACAACAAAAAUUAAACCAGAAUAAUGAGUACGUACCGCUAGAAAUUCAUCAACAUAAACUCCCUCUCCUUGCCACCAAUCGCUCAUUUUUUCGGGAAAUUCGGACAGAGUUCGGCUAGGCUCGGCGGGUUUUGAGGAAAAAACCAAAGAAAUGUUUUCUAAUGGCAGAUCGGACUUAGCCGCAACCAACAGACCACUAUUUCCUAGGCUUUUGGGAGGGGAGGGGAGGGGUUAGAGAGCUAAUUCUAGAGAGAGAGAGAGUGGAGAAUGGUUGUUGUGUGAAAAAUGAGAGGGGGGAGGGGGUAUUUAUACCCAUCAGACCGCACCCUCCAGGGGCGGUCUGGUAAUUUUGGCCCAAUCAAAACCGCACCUUCCCGACGUGGUUUACGCUCCCCGAUGCUUGACCGCACCUCUAUGCAGCGGUCUUCGAUCCGUGGCAAGGAUCGCUGACCUGGCAAGCGGUCCGCCACUGGAUCGCUUCUUCAUCCUGCGGUCCGCAAGGCCGCUGCCCACCAAACACUGACCGCACCUCCAAGGUGCGGUUUUCAGUCUGAGGUGGACUAAAAUGCACCUCCAAGG
Molecule: messenger RNA, 3577 nt
Organism: Linum trigynum
Lineage: Eukaryota; Viridiplantae; Streptophyta; Magnoliopsida; Malpighiales; Linaceae
Source: the annotation of a GenBank genome assembly